UCUGGAGCGAAGACUCAGUGAAACAUCUGCUUGACUGAAUAACUGCGUUCCGUUUUCAAGCUUUGGUCACGUUCAAUAUUUCAGCGUCAGAGACGUGAGGUUGCGUGUUCAACUCCAGCCCUCGCAGAAAGGCCAGCCCAUACACAGCAGCUCCAACCGCUGCAUGGUGGCUGAAAGCAUCUGAAGCGCCUGUUCCGGAGUGCGUAAAGCGAAGCGACAGCUGGAUGAGCGUCCUGUGGAGAACAUCACCGGAAUGAGGCGCAGCAGCGCGCGUCGCCAGCUGCGCCCUGAUGGGAAAGACCGAUUUAAAGAACAUCAGCCGCAGUUCCAGCAGGAAGACGAAUCAGAUGGAGAUGAAUGAGAGGAACAGUUCGUCUGAAGAGUUCAGGUCUCUCCCGCUAAGACCACCGGGCUUUUCUUCAGCUUCCGCAGCGAGGCGGUUCGUCCGGCUGGGACGGAAGAGCAGCGAUGGUUCUUCUCAGUCAGCCUCUUCUUCUGGCACCUCAUCCACCUCCAGGUCAGCUGAGGACGCUAGCGUCAGACCGCCCGGCAAAAGUUGCAUCCGUCACCACGUCAACCGCCUCUCGGGACUCUUCAUUCACAGCUCGGUCCCGGGAUCAGGCUCCAUGGCGCUGACGACGGGUCUCCGGUCAUCUCGCUCUAUUCAAGCCAGGAAAGGAAGCAUGGUCUCUACACCAGCCCCGCCACCAAACGACCCAUCGGAGUUGUCCAACCAGAUCACUGCCCCGGGAAUCUUGAAGAUCUUUGGGAAUGACAUCUGUGAAGGGGCUCACUACAAAAGCGUCCUGGCCACCACACACUCCAGCGCCAAGGAGCUCGUCAAAGAGGCCCUGGAACGGUAUGGCCUGAGCAAGGAAGAGGUCCAGUCGUAUGUUCUGUGUGACAGCGUUGGUUCUAUUGAUGACCAUCAGUGGCGAACAGAAGGAAUCAGAGUAGUGGGUGACCACGAGAAACCUCUCCUGCUGCAGUCGUUAUGGAAACCUAGAGAGGGCUUGGUGAGACGCUUCGAGAUCCAGCCAAGAAGAUCGAUAGAGGAGAAGGUAUCCAAGGAGAAGGACACCAUCACUGCAGGCAUCAAUGCCCAGGCCCGUAAACUGCAGAAAAGCCGAUCCAGAGUGACCUCCACGCUUCUAGAGAGGACGGUCGGUCGGAGCCAUAGGCUGUGGCGGAGCAAAAGUGAGAUGGAUCUUUUGGAUGAUGAACCUGAAAAUGAUUCACGUGCCAGGGAUCACUGUGAGAACCCCAGUUCUGCUCCAGCGCAGAGCUGUGAGCAUCUUAAAGUGGGUCCAGAACAGAACCACAUUCAUGGCACGGCGACUCACUCAGAGGGGGAUGGUGGGUCAGAGGCCACAACAGAGGACCUCUGUGUGUCGAGGACGAGGGGCGAGCGGGAGGAAGAGGAGUCUGAAAGAGAGGAGACAGAGAGCAGCGACGAUAACACCACACAGUACUCCAUUCACCCUCCUAAUGACUGUCCCUACCUGCUGCUGCUUCAGGGCUGCAGUCUCGCACAGGACUUCAUCAUCUACCUGCUCGCUGCUCCGCUUGUCGUUACUGGCCAGCACAGAGCUCACGAAGACAAGCCCAAGGUGGACAUCCCGCUCUAUGCUGGAGACAUCUGUCCCACACACUGCAGCUUCCACCGGCCCACUGUUGGCGGUCCCGUGGUGCUCUGUCCUCAACGUGACGCUGGAGUCACGAGGAACGGUGAAGUUCUGAGGAACCCUGUUCAGCUGAGGCCUGGUGAUGUCAUCGGGCUGGGAAGGCACUACCUGUUCCUUUUCAGAGAUCCCUCAAGUUUGAUGCACACGGAUCUAAACAGCUCUGGUUCUGAUCUCAGCGGAUCUGUUGCUCCUUGGUUUUUGCGUCUCAGCACAACAAAAACAACCGUUUGUGACAGCUGCAGCUCAAACUGGACCGCCGUCCAGAGUCCGCACCACAAGCAGCUUCUGAACAGAGGUCCCCCCUCUCUAAAAUGCCCAGCAGGCCACAGUUUGACUCUGGAGUAUCAAGCUGGGGAUGAGGACUGCAUCAUCAGGGAGAUUGUUGCUAUGGGAGGAGGCAGCAGCAUCCCUGAUAGGCCCCCACUCACUGUCUCCUUUUUGCUGAGUGUGUGUGUUCAGUUUUCAUCGACACACCUCCGUAUGUCGGCCCUCCGGAGGAUUCUGCUGCUUAUUGCCAGUGGAGUUCAGAGUGCUGUUUGGAAGUGUUCUACGCAUCUAGCGGUUGAGUCUGAAAGACACGCCACUGAAGGGCCAAGCCCCGAAGACCUCCGAAGUGGUGGUCUGUGUGAGGUUGUCUCAGGACUAUGUCCCUUGGUGGUCUGGAUGGCCAACAGCCUGGAGCUGCUGCAGUUCAUUCGGCACCAACUGCCUUCGAUUCUGAAGUGGAGAGUCCAAACGGAGCAGGGGAGGGAGGAGGAGAAGAAGGGUGAAGCUGACAAAAACAAGGAAGAGGAGGAUUUAGAGCUGUUGGAGCUUGGCCUCUCCCGUGUCCGCUCAGCCAGCGAGGAAACAAUGGCUGUUCUGGAGGAAGUCAUCAUGCUCGUCUUCCAGCAGUGCGUCUACUACAUAACCAAGCUACUUUACCCCAUUCUGCCAGGACUUCUGGACUGCAACCCAUUCAGAGGGAGUCCUGGCUCGCAGGUGUCGGGUAACUGUGGCCGGGUCCUCUGCGAUGCUGGUCUACGGGUCCCUGGAGAGGUCCGUCAGGUGGUGGAGGUUCUAAACGAGAGCUGGAGGCUACUCACAGACUGUCAGGUCCACCCCGAGGUCUCCUCACAGCUCAUUGGCUAUCUCUUCUACUUCAUUAACGCAUCACUCUUCAACUCACUCAUGGAGAGAGGCUCACAACCUGGGUUCUACCAGUGGUCCAGAGGUGUGCACAUGCGGGCCAACCUGGACCUGGUCUUGGACUGGGCCCAUGCAGCUGGAUUGGGAGAACUGGCCUCGGAGCAGAUACACACACUCUCAUCAGCUAUCAAUCUGCUAGCUACACCUAGAAAGAACCUGCUGCAAACACCUUGGGUGUCACUGCGCUCCGACUACCCCGCCCUGACUCCAACCCAGCUGAACCACCUGCUGAGUCUGUACAGCCCGGCUCCACCCUACGGACACACGUGGACACCAUCCACAGCAGACAGUGCAGCGGUGCAAACCACUGCUGAUAUUCUGGAGAGCUUUGACACUCAUCACCCUCUGGUGCUGCCGGAUGAAGGUUACCGGCUCCAGCUGGGAAGAGCUGUGACUGAUUCAGCUCUGAGGGACCAGCUGCACAUGCUCAGACACUUCAUUACCACCUUCUCCGAUGCUCAGAUGAAACCGUCUCAGACUCACACCUUUGAAAACACACUCCUGGACGUCCUCCGUCCAUCAGCAGAUGCUGCUCUACCUCCAUCACCCCCCUCUCACCAUCGGGAUGACCUCAGCUGUGAUGCUGGACACAUUCUGAGCCAGAAGCUUAAACAUCUGGAUCUUGAGGACACAGAGGCCAGUGAGUUCAGGAGAGCAGCGUUGGAGCCCGCAUGCCUCCCCAGCGUGCCCAGCGCUCCCCACCUGUUUGAACUGCAGAGAGGCGGCUGCAAGACAGCUCCUGUGUCGCGGGCUGCGGACAGUAAAGGAAAGUUAGUUUUAGAGUGCCUGGCUGCACAGAAAGCAGGUCACGUAAAAGCAGACUACGGCUCUACAACACUUGUGGAGCUUACAGAAGAAGAGGAGGAAGAGGAGGGAGAUGACCAUGAUGAAGUGUUCAGCUUGGCGUUGGAACGGGGAGAAGGAGGACUUGGCCUAGCUCUGGUGGACACCAGGGACACAUCGCUGAAGCAGAAGGGUGUCUUCAUCCGUGCCAUGGCCCCAGACUCUCCUGCAGCCCGCUGUAAGAGGCUGAAGCCAGGAGACAGGAUCCUUGCUGUUAACGGAGUUAGUCUGCUUGGCCUGGACUUUGAGAGUGGGAAGAACCUGAUCCAGUCGUCAGGCUCCAGACUGCGGUUACUGGUGGCGAGAUCAGCCUGCACGGCAGCGCCUCUACGGACCGGGUCCUGACAAUGCACCUAUGGAAGGACUACUGAUGCACUCUCAGCACUAAGUGUUACGAGCUUUGAUGAACAUUCAGAUGUACUAUAAAAUGAGCUAAUUGAUGAUCUAAGUAUACUUGCAACUUUUUGUGUCUCCUUGUAGCAGCAGGAAGGUCAUUUCUUUAUAUAGAUAGAUAACAAAGCUUUAGAAAAGUUGGGAACGAUUGGGUGUCCGGCUCUGUACAACGUCCACGUUGCUUAAAAUCAGCAACAGAGAUCCACAAGACAAGACAAGAGAACAUCUAUGUGAUGAUUUGGAAGACGUGUCUUCUGAUUCUCCCUUUUAAUCCCAAAAUUAAACCUUUUUUUCUUGAAAUAUUAUUUUGCUUUCUUUUUUUUUAUCUCAACAUUUUGAAUUAAUACUGAAAAUAAAACUCAAAAUUUCAACUUUU
Nothobranchius furzeri (turquoise killifish) is the source of this 4485-nucleotide messenger RNA. RefSeq names its product Ras association and DIL domains 2b (gene radil2b). Gene Ontology annotation, cellular component: cell-cell junction. Gene Ontology annotation, biological process: regulation of GTPase activity; signal transduction; negative regulation of Rho protein signal transduction. Gene Ontology annotation, molecular function: GTPase binding. The record is from RefSeq and is a predicted model, not a curated record. NCBI's taxonomy places the organism in Eukaryota, Metazoa, Chordata, Actinopteri, Cyprinodontiformes, Nothobranchiidae.